UGGGCCUUACAUAUAUAUUGAACAGAUUCACGUAGAGUUUUUGUGUAAAGCACAAUGUCUUGUUUGAGGAACAUUGAGCUGCUGUUGUGUGUUGUGCUUGUAAUUUCUUCAGUAGAAAACAAAAAUUUUCCAAAAGAUCCCAGCCACGUUCGUAGUGAUGCAAGAAUUUCUAAUAACCUAAAACAAGAUAUUCUGAGCUUAAUGCAGCUAGCCCGCAGACCACGGCCAAGUAUGAUGACUCGCCUCCACGGCCGGCGAUGGUCUGCUCCUUUAUACAUGGUGAGACUUUACAAUAGUAUAUCACAGACACAGAGCUAUCAUGGUGGAUUCUGUUGUAAUGGUACUAUAGCCGAUUGGAGAGCAAUUGGAGCAGACACCAUCAUGAGUUACUUGAAUCAAGUAAGAAGAAAGCCGCCAAAGAUUUCCCGCCAUCACGUGACUUUCAAAUUCCUAGUUCAAUCCCCGACAGACGAAAAAGUCAUAGCAACGGAGUUUCGCCUAUACAAGGAAAGAAUGUCGUCAAACAAACAGUCUUGGAAGAAUACGACCUACGUAGUUCGCCUGUACCAAAUCGUCUACCCCGCACAAGUACUAGAUUUACUGGAGACUCGUGUACUGAGAAGCUGGGACAUAGGAUGGCAGGCUUUUGAUAUCACAAAGGCAGGUAAAACGUGGUCUGAAAACCCAUCCACAAAUCAUGGUCUAGAGUUAUCAGUUAUCAACUGGUUCAACCAAGAAGUCAAUCCUUAUCGAGUUGGUUUGGUAGGAUUUCACGGACCACUAGAGAAGCGACCUUUCAUGGUAUCGUUUUUCCAACACGAUGGCGAACACUAUCGGCUUGCUGACUCGCAUGGUCCUCUUGAAAACAUGAUGUCACGAAGUUCGCGCUCACUCGACUCUCCAAACGAUGAUGGGCGUACAGCGGUUGGCGUGGGAGGUAGCCGGGGAGGGGAAGGAGGUGGAGGUGGAAAAGGGGGAGGAGGACAGGCUGGAGGUGGGGGAGGAGGACAGGCUGGAGGAGGACAGGCUGGAGGUGGGGGAGGAGGACAGGCUGGAGGUGGAGGAGGAGGACAGGCUGGAGGUGGGGGAGGAGGACAGGCUGGCGGUAGCAGGGGAGGAGAACAGGCUGGAGGUGGGGGAGGAGGACAGGCUGGAGGUAGCCGGGGAGGAGGACAGGCUGGAGGUGGGGGAGGAGGAGGAGGAGGAGGUAAAGUUUUUAAUAAAGGAGGGUCAACAUUUAAAAGGGAAGGAGGAAGUAGCCAUCGAAAACGGCAAAAUGGAAGUAAAUUUUGCCAACGUCGUUUUCUGCACGUGAAAUUUCGUAGACUUGGCUGGCACAGCUGGAUCAUCGCACCGGACGGUUACUCGGCGUUCUUCUGUCAAGGAGAAUGUUCAUUUCCUUUGAAUGCCAACAUGAACGUCACAAACCAUGCUAUUGUACAAACCCUUGUUCAUCUGAUGCAACCCAAGACAGUACCCAAUCCAUGUUGUGCCCCUACUAAGCUGUCUCCAAUAUCAGUCUUGUUCUACGAUGACAGGAAUAACGUUGUGUUAAAAAAGUACACUGACAUGGUUGUCAACGAGUGUGGCUGUCAAUGA
Molecule: messenger RNA, 1599 nt
Organism: Actinia tenebrosa (Australian red waratah sea anemone)
Lineage: Eukaryota; Metazoa; Cnidaria; Anthozoa; Actiniaria; Actiniidae
Product: bone morphogenetic protein 7-like
Cellular component (GO): extracellular region
Molecular function (GO): cytokine activity
Source: RefSeq, a predicted model, not a curated record